AGUAACGGUUUAUUUUCCCUUUAAUGUGGCAGUGAACCAGUGGUGUGCACGUUGGCUUUAUUAUCGCCCUAGCUUCGAAUUCCACUCUCGCUCAUUGUCCGCAUAUUCUAUUCAAUAUAUCCUUCAAAGAUUUGCUAGUUACGUUAUUUGGCGAUUGUAAAAUACACCCUUACUUAGAUUAGGCUUUUUUGUUAUUUACCGUAAUGUGGAACUCUUAGCCAGCGAACAUCGCAGCAGACCCGAGAUGGUUUCCUUGGAACACCCAACACGGAAGCACGCCUGCAGUGUAAAUUCAGAGGAUGGCAGAUGUACCGACUGAUGCCCCGCAGCAUUGCCCGGGAACCCAGAGCGAGCAAGCUGGAAAGAGUUCGGCAUGUCAAGGAUGUCCCAACCAAUCCAUAUGUGCUUCAGGGUUACCCAAACAACCAGACCCAGCAAUCGAAGAGAUAAAACAAAAAAUGAGCACCGUGAAACACAAAAUUCUUGUUCUGUCUGGAAAAGGAGGAGUAGGCAAAAGUACUUUCAGUGCUCACUUGGCUCACGGACUAGCAAGUGAUGAAUCCAAAGAGGUUGCAGUACUUGACAUUGAUAUCUGUGGACCAUCAAUCCCUCGAAUCAUGGGUUUAGAAGGAGAACAGGUUCACCAAAGUGGCUCAGGAUGGUCUCCAGUGUAUGUUGAAGACAAUCUAUCAGUGAUGUCAAUUGGUUUCCUGCUUGGUAGUCCAGAUGAUGCCGUUAUCUGGCGGGGUCCAAAAAAGAAUGGUAUGAUCAAACAGUUUUUGCGAGAUGUGGACUGGGGUGGUCUUGAUUACUUGAUUGUUGAUACUCCACCUGGGACAUCAGAUGAACAUCUUUCCAUCGUUCAGUACCUAAGUGCAGCACAGAUUGAUGGAGCCGUGAUUAUCACCACUCCCCAGGAAGUCUCAUUGCAAGAUGUUCGUAAAGAAAUCACUUUUUGUCGGAAGGUGAACUUGCCCAUUAUUGGUGUUGUUGAGAAUAUGAGUAUUUUUAUAUGUCCAAAAUGUAAGAAGAGCUCUGAGAUCUUUCCUCCGACUACUGGGGGUGCAGAGAAGAUGUGCCAGGAACUGAACAUUCCACUGCUUGGGAAAGUGCCUUUAGAUCCACAAAUAGGGAAGAGCUGUGAUGAAGGAAAGUCAUUUUUAACAGAAUGUCCAGAUUCUCCUGCAACUGUUGCAUACAGAAAUAUUAUUCAGAGUGUGAAGGAAUAUUGCUCCAGCCAUAAAGUGAGCGACAAAUAAAGCAUUCAUUCAUACAAGAAAUCCACAAAAUGCAAAUUCAACAACAAAAAAAAAAGACUAAACUAUGGAAAUGAAGAAUUAAACAUAUAAUUGUGUCCAUGUAACAUAAAACUGAUCCAAUGUAAUCAAAACAAAUUAAUUUAUUGGAAAGAAAAUAAAUAUUUUAAACAGUCCUUUUUAUGUAACAGUAGAUAUUUUUGCAAUAAUAAAAAAUAUACUUUAA
Messenger RNA from Erpetoichthys calabaricus (reedfish), 1482 nucleotides. It is a transcript of the gene nubp1, whose product is annotated as nucleotide binding protein 1 (MinD homolog, E. coli). Gene Ontology annotation, molecular function: 4 iron, 4 sulfur cluster binding; ATP hydrolysis activity; ATP-dependent FeS chaperone activity. Gene Ontology annotation, cellular component: cytosol. Gene Ontology annotation, biological process: iron-sulfur cluster assembly. Lineage: Eukaryota; Metazoa; Chordata; Cladistia; Polypteriformes; Polypteridae. The transcript has 11 exons. The record is from RefSeq and is a predicted model, not a curated record. The coding region runs from base 300 to 1259 and encodes 319 amino acids.